GGGGGCUUGUGCGAUCCCCACCCACCCACUUCUGGCCUGCCAAGAGCCCGGCUCUCCGACCUUCCUUCCGGCGGGCGCCCAGUUGCCGAAGAAGGCGCGAGCCGGCCCAACGGCGCGUCUCUCGGCGGGCCCGGAAGCUCGGAGGGCCGGGCUGGCGUCGCCGAGAGCGCGGGCUUGCGCAAGCCGAGAGGCCUCGCCGGGCUCAUCCGGCCUUUGCGCGCACCUCUGCGGCGCUUCUCGGCGCGGCGAUGCCCUGCGGGAGACGCUGAGCGGGACAGGCGGACUUUCCCACGGGACGGCCAUGGCGGCGGCGGCGGCGCAAGAGGCUUCCGAGAGGCAUUGCUGGGUGUGUUUUGCUACCGAAGGUGAUGACCGGUCGGCCGAGUGGGUCUGUCCUUGUCGUUGCAAAGGAUCCACCAAGUGGAUUCACCAGGCCUGUCUCCAACGAUGGCUGGAUGAGAAGCAAAAGGGCAACAGUAUUGGAAGUGUGAGUUGUCCCCAGUGUGGAACUGAGUACUGCAUCGUCUUUCCCAAAGUAGGACCCCUAGUCUAUUUCCUGCAGCAAGUGGACCGUAUUUUAUCCAAAGUGAGCCCUUUUGCUGCUGCGGGCAUUGUGGUGGGGACACUGUACUGGUCGGCAGUGACUUAUGGAGCUGUGACUGUGAUGCAGGUGGUCGGCCAUAAGAAGGGCCUGGAUGUGAUGGAGCGAGCUGAUCCCCUCUUCUUGCUCAUGGGGCUGCCCACCAUUCCAGUCAUGCUGGUGCUCGGCAAGAUGAUCCGUUGGGAAGACUACGUGCUCCGAGUGUGGCGGAAAUAUUCUAGCAAGCUCCAGGCCCUACAUUCCUGGGUUCCAGGAACCAGUCGUCCAAUCCCAUCGAUACCUCUGGCCGAGUCACGCUACCAGAGUGAUCACCUCUCCAUCUCACGCACCUUGUGUGGGGCCCUGGUGUUCCCAACCAUUGCCAACCUUGUGGGCCGGGUCACUUUUCAGAGAGUCAAUUCCAACCUCCAACGUACCAUCCUGGGUGGCAUUGCCUUCGUGGCCAUCAAGGGAGCAUUGAAAGUGUAUUUCCGCCAACAACAGUACUUGAUCCAAGCCAAUCGUCGCAUCCUCAACUUUGUAGAGAAAGAAGAUGGGCAAAAGGACUUGGCUCAGCCCGAGGAAGACAGCGGUAAUGAAGUGGGGCUCAGCUAGGAACAACAGUCUUGGCUUCUGCAGAUCCUUCCCUUCCCCCCCCCCCAGAAUAAGUGAAUUCUUCUCGAAGAGAGAUUGUAGCUCAUCCAACGUCGUUCUUGAAGCAAGUGCCUUUCGGGCAACCCAGAUGUGGCUGCUGUGUGUUGUGGAGAGAUGCCGACUUGAAGUUGGGUGAGCGAAAUCUCUGGAAUCUUCUGUAUCAGUAAACAAUGCUCCUUUCCAAGCCA
Molecule: messenger RNA, 1422 nt
Organism: Crotalus tigris (Tiger rattlesnake)
Lineage: Eukaryota; Metazoa; Chordata; Lepidosauria; Squamata; Viperidae
Product: E3 ubiquitin-protein ligase MARCHF5-like
Exons: 6
Coding region: 302-1195 (297 amino acids)
Molecular function (GO): zinc ion binding
Source: RefSeq, a predicted model, not a curated record